UGAUACAAGUGUGCCUGUGGGUCUAUACAUUUAUAGUCUAUACGACUUUAUAUCUAUACUAUAGUUGUCGCGUUGCGAGAGGGCAAUGUUCAGUGACGACAGUUCGUUUUCAAUCGAUUUGUAAUAGCAUACAUAGGGAGAGAGGAAAAUCUCGUUGGUAUUCGUACGUGAUUUGACUGCUCCUCGCGAGUGAACUUUUUAAUAAUCUCUUGGGAUCUCUCUACCUAACUUCUUCUCUGACUCUUUUUUCGAAGUAAAGUUAUUUCCGACGAUAUAGAAAUCUUUCUCAACUUUUUCUUGUGAACACCCGAAGUAUCCGUGCGAUCGUACGUGGUGCGACGCGACGAUGCCGAUUCCACCGAGAAAUCUUCGGAGGAAGCGUGUCGUGCGUGCGCUCAAGUCCACCUACGAAUUUCGAAGUCCGUGUAUAGAACUCCGAGUGAAUCGAACACGCGCCGAACGCGCAUAAACCAGCCAUCCGUUUGUCAUUCCUGAUCUCUGGCUGUAUCGACAGACAGUGGUGUGAUGGUUACACGUGUUUUCAAGCGUAGUGGCAAGAUUGUAAUUGCAACGGUAUGUGUACAAUGUCAACACAGCUAAGUAUGCAAGACAGGAAGGAUUUGGAGAAGUUCACCAAGUACCUUGCACUGAGGGCUGCCCAGAUCAUAGUGCAAUCGAGAUCGGGUCAGAAAGUGAACACCACAUGCAAGUCGGAUUCUUCAGCCGGUGACUGGUUUAAUCUGGCUAUAAAGGAAUUACCGGAAGUCUCGGCUGACGCUAAGAGAGCAUUAUGCGGAGAAAUCUUGAGCUCGCCUGUACCUUUAUGCAUAGAAAUUUCUCUGAAAACAGUGGAGGGUGACAAAAUGGUUUUAGAGACUUGGAGCCUCGGUGUUUUGCCGGAGCAAAGCGACCCGACUGUACGAGUGACGUAUACCGUAUAUAAUAAAAUGGGGAUUUUAUUGAAAUCUUUGAUUUCUGUAUCGAGAAUUACUCCUGCUUACAAAUUGAGCAGACGACAAGGACCUGAUUCUUAUACCAUGUGCUAUCGAAUGUACAUGGGAGAACCUCAGCUACAUAAUUUAGGUGAUAAUUACAAAUAUGUAAGAGUAGGUCAAUUGUGUACCCCAGUAGGCACUAUCCUUCUGACAGUUUCUUACAGAACAAAAAUGACUAUAUCACCUACUCAUAAGGGACGAGAUUCUAUUAUGCUUAAGAGCGAUCAUUUUCAUUCGGAUUUAAGUCCACGUCAUGCGCGAUAUCAGCAAAGCGAGGAAACGUCAAAGUCAUUGAGCGAUACCAUUAAAGUUGGCGCAUUUGUAAUAAACAAACCUGUCAUUGUCAAUGAAGAGGAUCUUGUGAUACCGGACGUGCCGUUCAGUUCACUAUUAACGCCUAAACAAACGUCACCUCCUCCGAUAUCACUAGUGGAACCUAAUACAAAGACUGCGAUGGCAACUGUCACUGCUACCGACAGCAACAAUGGAAAUAACGAAAGACUUAAUAAUGAUAAUACAACUACGAAAUGCGCAUCUCAAAACGGAUCUAGAAGAAGUAGUUGUUCAAUGACUAGUGCCAACGAUGAUUUUAUUAUGGUAGAUUUGAAAACUCCUUUUGCCGUCACGAAUACUAAUAGCGAUGUAGGAGCAUUUUAUCGAGAAUGUCAGAGUGCUCCACAAUUACAAGCUUUCAUGGAAGAAAGGACGCUUGCAGAACAACUAGGAGAUCUCACUAAACAAUUGGAAACAUUUGAAACAAAUAUGCAACACUAUGAGGAUAUUUUGUCAUCUUUGUGUCAAACGGAAAACAAUAAUUAAGGCUGAAAUCUGCUUAUACCGAAUUUAAAGAGACACAAUUGUAUACAACUUUUGUAUACAUAUGAGUCGUAUUGAAGUGGACGUACGUUAAGUGAACGAAUAAUGAAUGCGAAUAUUUCAUAUUAUAUAGCGGUUUCUUUUCACAUAUAUAAUGUUCAUACAAUAAAAAUUUAUAUUUAAUUAAAUUAUUUUCUGUGAAUAAUACAAAUAAGAUAAAAAUAUUCGACGUUUAUAAAUGUGGAAUUUUUAAAUAAUUAUAAUAA
Messenger RNA from Monomorium pharaonis (pharaoh ant), 2077 nucleotides. It is a transcript of the gene Atg13, whose product is annotated as autophagy-related protein 13. The transcript is spliced from 6 exons. The record is from RefSeq and is a predicted model, not a curated record. NCBI's taxonomy places the organism in Eukaryota, Metazoa, Arthropoda, Insecta, Hymenoptera, Formicidae. Gene Ontology annotation, cellular component: phagophore assembly site; extrinsic component of membrane; Atg1/ULK1 kinase complex. Gene Ontology annotation, biological process: autophagosome assembly; piecemeal microautophagy of the nucleus; mitophagy. Bases 576 to 1814 code for a protein of 412 amino acids.